This is a messenger RNA of Elaeis guineensis (African oil palm), 502 nucleotides long. The record is from RefSeq and is a predicted model, not a curated record. Lineage: Eukaryota; Viridiplantae; Streptophyta; Magnoliopsida; Arecales; Arecaceae.
CAUUACAAGGUUGGGGGCACCGACGGCGACACUGGCCCCUCCCAACCGCCAUGCUCCUCACCCACAUCGGACGCUCUUUAGCCACUUCCCCCUCUCUCUUCCUCUCCCUUUCCUCCUCUUCUCGUUAUCAUCGUCGGGCGGCGAUGGCGGUGAAUUUCUCUGGCGGCGGCGGGGGGAGGGCGACGCUGAGGGGCGUGGUGUUCGACAUGGACGGGACGCUGACGGUGCCGGUGAUUGACUUCGCGGCCAUGUACAGGGCGGUGCUCGGGGACGAGGGCUUGGCCGCCGCCCGCGCCGCCAGCCCCUCGGGCAGCGUUGACGUCCUCCACCACAUCGAGAAGUGGGCCCCGCCGGAGCAGCAGAAAGCCUACGAGAUCAUCACCCAUUUCGAGCGCCAGGGCCUGGAUCGCCUCCAGAUUAUGCCUGGUGCCACUGAACUUUGUGAAUAUCUUGAUUCCAAGAAAAUUAGGUGAAGUAUCAAUUUUAUUAUGUUUCUUUUCUU